This is a messenger RNA of Symbiodinium sp. CCMP2592, 513 nucleotides long. The record is from the annotation of a GenBank genome assembly. Lineage: Eukaryota; Dinophyceae; Suessiales; Symbiodiniaceae.
AUGCAUGCAUGGCUGACAGUGCAUGUGCCUCUGUGUGCACACACAGACCGAGAUUUGUUGGUGAUUUUUACCAGGCUCCUGCUGGCCUUAUGCUGCAGUGCUCUGGCGGCUGAUGUCGAGAAGCAUCAGGCCCUUAGCGUGACGAAAGCGCAUGCCCCGGACAAGGAGGCUGGCGAGGUGAAGGCCCCGAUGCCAUUCGGCGACCUUGAACCCUUUGGCCGGCAAAAUGCUGGUCAGGAGCUGACCGAGUCUGCCAUUUCAGAAACAAACGAAAUGGUGGAUCAGCUCGAGCGGGCAGAGGUAGCAGAGGAGAAGAGGAGUGCAUUUCGGGCACUGACGCGGCUGCGAGGUGUGGCCUUGGCCUCCUUUGAUGGAAUUGCUCGGGCCCAGACCGGCAACAUCAAGGACUACACGCAGGCCCACCAAUGGCGCAAGGAGCACCCGUUGCAUCACCUUGCAGAAGAGGAAAGUGACGUUGGAAAGUGGGCCUUUCCUGCCAGCGCGGAUUUCUGA